AUGGCUGUCGCCCCAACAGGUCACUUGUACACACAUGACAUCGAAGAAAGCCGCACGAAAAGCGUGGAGCAAGAGUUUAAGGAGCAUGGGUUGGCUGAUGUCACGACGGCUGUCGUUCUGAACGUGUGCACGGAUGGCUUCUUUGUGACAAAUGCAUGUGAUGGUGUCUUCUUAGAGCGUCCAGCCUCAUGA
Molecule: messenger RNA, 192 nt
Organism: Cooperia oncophora
Lineage: Eukaryota; Metazoa; Nematoda; Chromadorea; Rhabditida; Trichostrongylidae
Source: the annotation of a GenBank genome assembly